AUGAUAAUUACUGGACUGGUAUGUCUCGUGUCCCACCUUCACUCUCCCAUGUACUUCUUCCUUUGCAACCUGGCAGUUCAGGACAUUAUCUAUGUCUCCUCAAUCCUCCCUAAACUGAUGGCCAUUACUAUUACAGAUGACACCAGUAUUUCAUUCAGUGGCUGCAUCAGACAAAUGUUUAUGUUUAUCAUUUGUGUUACAACAGAAUUUUUCUUGCUGACCUUCAUGGCUUAUGAUCGCUAUGUGGCCAUUUGCAUCCCGUUGCGCUAUUUAAUAAUCAUGAACAAAAGGAAAUGCAUUCAGUUUGCCUUCUUAUCUUGGUUUUUUGGUUUAGUUAAUUCCGCGUUUUAUUCCAUUGUAAUGUGUACUUUGCCUUUUUGUACAAUGAGAGAAAUCAAUCAUUUCUACUGUGAUCUGAAGGCUAUGGCCAAGCUUUCCUGCAGUGAUAUUACACUCUUAGAGACCUUAAUGUCUUUAGAAAGUGUAUUUCUGGGAUUAUUUCCAUUUGCUCUGAUACUUGUUUCCUAUGUGUGUAUUAUAUGCACCAUUGUAAAGAUGCGCACUUCUACUGGCAGAGCCAAGACUUUCUCUAGCUGCUCUUCCCAUCUAACGGUUGUGAUCAUAUUCUGUGGAACCGUUACUAGCACAUACAUGAAGCAAGAGUCUGAGAAUUCCCAAGAACUGGAGAAGCUGAUGUCCUUGUUGUAUUCUACUAUCGUACCGGUGUUAAAUCCACUCAUUUAUAGCUUGAGAAAUAAGGAUGUGUUAAAAGCAGUGAUGAACAUUAUAAAAUUAAAAAGCAAUGUAUAA
Messenger RNA from Xenopus tropicalis (tropical clawed frog), 810 nucleotides. RefSeq names its product olfactory receptor family 13 subfamily C member 2 (gene or13c2). Gene Ontology annotation, biological process: signal transduction; detection of chemical stimulus involved in sensory perception of smell; G protein-coupled receptor signaling pathway. Lineage: Eukaryota; Metazoa; Chordata; Amphibia; Anura; Pipidae. Gene Ontology annotation, molecular function: olfactory receptor activity; G protein-coupled receptor activity. The record is from RefSeq and is a predicted model, not a curated record. The transcript has a single exon. Bases 1 to 810 code for a protein of 269 amino acids. Gene Ontology annotation, cellular component: membrane; plasma membrane.